AUGUCGAUCCACGUAACUCAACAUCCCAAACACGUCGCUAUCAAUAGAGGUGAAAAUGUGAAGUUCUCCUGCGCCUUGUCUUUCACCACGAGUUUGAGAAUAUACUGGUGGAAGCAGGGAGAGAGUGAAUACCUGGCAGGUGAUCACAAGAAAGUAUUUGGUUUGGAAAAUACAGGAAGCGCCUUCUUCAAGCUCCUGGAUGCAGCUCUCCAAGACUCUGGAAUUUAUUACUGUACAGUCGUGACUCAGGGAAAUAUAACAGUAGAUGGAGCUGGAUCACAUUUAACUGUCUGUGUGCCCCCAAUUGUACUGAAGCUUUCCUCUAAUGCUCCUCAAAAAGAUUCAUCUCCAUUUCUGACUCUCUUGUGUGAAACAACCGCAUUUUAUCCAGAGAAUGUCACCUUCACUUGGUCUAAAAACAGCACCGAAAUUACAACUGGGAUAAUCACCACUAAUCAAUUGAAUGCAGAGGGAUUGUUUGAAGCUUCCAGCUGUAUGGAGGAGACACAGUCUGUCCAGAAUGGGACUGUUUAUACCUGUCGGGUGUUUCACCUCAGCCUCCAGACUCCGGGAAUUGGCAACUACACGGUUCACCUUCCCAACAUAGAAGAAAAGGAUCGGUUGCUAUAUCUAUCACUGAUCGCUGGAUGUACAGUGGGGCUGUUUUUUUUGGUGCUUUUAGUAUUCUUUGGAAAUCGAUCCAAAUUUAUGAAAAUGAAAGGGGUACACAGGAAACAGAAUGAUCCAGACCAUCAUAACCAACAGGCAAUGCAAGGAGGAGAUGCUGAGACGGUGACUUAUAUCACACUGGAUUUGAAAAGUUCCAAUAAACUUUCAAGACCUAAACAUCAGGAGGACAGGACAGUGUACGCCAAGAUCAAACAAAAGGCAGAAGAUGAUAAGCAGGUAUAUGCUACUUUGGAGUUUUCUGGCCCGGAGACAGUAGGAAAACCUAAGAAAAGCAACCCAAAUAUAGAGUAUACCGCAGUGCAGACCAUGCAAGGGGCAGCUGGUAACAACCUCACAUAUGCUACUCUUCAUUUUUCUGACUCCAAGACAACACAAAAAAUAUUCACCGUGAAGUAAAUGCAGUGUAUACCGAGAUACAGGCUAAUCAAGGGGCAGCUUAGCAGCUGACAUAUGAUGCUUUAGAAUUUUCUGCCUCCAAGAAAACAGGAAAAUCUGAACACGAUGACAAGAAUACAGAGUAAGCCAAGUCAUGGGCAAGAAAAUCGAAAGGAGCAAUAGAGGCCAUCUUGAUGAAACAGGAUCCACAAUGAUAUGUUUGGAAGCUGAUUAGUGUACAGUACAAUGUUAGUCAUUCCAUACAAUGUGGAGUAAUGAAUUGCAUCCGUCAAACACAACUGUAGUUACAUGUGGGCUUUAAAUAUUUUAGGUGGUUUCUUGUAGAAAAGUAAUCCUUCUUAAAUUUAUUUUUGGAUUUAAGUACUAAUGAUGUUUUAUAUUUAUCUGAUAAUGUCAUUAGACCUAUCUGGCGAAUUUUUUAAUUCAGAAAUGGUCAUUUAUACCACAAUAAACAAUCCUCAAAAACACAAACCAUAAUCAGCUUAAAUAAGUUU
This is a messenger RNA of Callorhinchus milii (elephant shark), 1580 nucleotides long. RefSeq names its product natural cytotoxicity triggering receptor 3 ligand 1-like. The transcript has 8 exons. The coding region runs from base 1 to 1086 and encodes 361 amino acids. NCBI's taxonomy places the organism in Eukaryota, Metazoa, Chordata, Chondrichthyes, Chimaeriformes, Callorhinchidae. Gene Ontology annotation, cellular component: plasma membrane. The record is from RefSeq and is a predicted model, not a curated record.